GCGGGAGGAAAAUGGAUGUAAAUAUUCCGCUGGGACUUUAAGAAUAAAAGUACAAUUCUAGCUUGACUGCGGAUUAUCUAAACCACAAACCCAACAACUGUCAUCUCAUUUUCAUUCGAUGCAUUAUUUAUCUAUAUUGUAUUAUAUCUGUAUUUUUAGAGAGGGCAACAUUCAUUACUGCGUCGCAGGAGGAUGAAUCUUAUGAGGGUGAAUGGUUAAUGGAUUUUUUUCCCGAGUACACUCGAACGCGCCUCGCUUGGACAAUUCUUUGGGCGGGAUAUAUAAAUUAUUGCCAACUCCCCACAAAUGAUGCUAACUUUGAGUCAAAUUGUACGUUUUUACAGUCACGUUUGUUUGUCACGAUAAAGUUCAUCAUGUUUAUGGACAUGUUCGACUACCUCUAAACUCAAGAAAGAGUUGAAACAAUGAAUCACACGGUGAACAUCAAAGAAUUGAUGAGCAAGCAACCAACAAGAAGCAGAAAUGCAUCUUCGUGUGGAGGCACCAAUUUUACAGAUUCUCAGUUUUUCUUUGGCUCUCAGUUUUGGCGAGACAAUUCCCAAGGCUUGUCUCAGGAAAUGAGUUUGUCCUCCAGGAACUCCCAACAAAGUUCCCAAGAAGCAAGUGACCCAAAGAGUGUGACCAGUUAUUCUUCCAAACCUCUCCUAUUUGGAGACCCGAAGGACAAACACCAAGUGAUUGGACUUCUUGAUAAAUUUGCGGAGGAGAAGAAACAAGCUAAAGAAAAAGAUGACAGUAAUGUUCUUCUAAAAGAAUGUCUUCACAUUCGAGAAACACUCAACAAAAUCCAGCAACUAGUUGUUGGCAUUGAAGAAAAAUCAUCUGAAUGCCAAACGGUCCUCCAAAAGUUAAACACUCUGUCCUCAACAUUGCAAAAUAUAAGCAGCAUUCAGAGCGACAUUUCGCAACAGUUUGAGGCAUUGUUGAACACAGUGAACUCCCAGAAGGAGAUGAUGACAGAACUAGGAGAACGAGUGCAAAAGAAUGAAGUCGCCAGCAUAGAACGUGAAUCAAAUGUGCAAAGUGAUGUAGAGCAUUUGAGGAAGGAGUCGGAAAAAGCCAGUGUGAAUACUAAAAGCAUGCUUGAGGAGGCCCUGUGUCUGCUCAAUACAUUAGUUUCUGAGCAUUCAGCCAAGCUCUGUCCUGGUAAAGUGACUGACACAGCUAUGCAGACGUCACCAGGACAGGACGAAGGGGUCCCACUGACACCUAAUUCCCUUCCGUUGCACAACCAAGUUCCCGCUGUGGAUUUGGGAAUAAGGAAAUCCAGGUCAAAAGUUUUCCGAAGGCACAAAAAGAGACCUCUGGUGCUCCCCCAGAAAUCCAAUCUCACUGUCUCUGAUGAAAACGUUCAACCUCUCACCAAUGGUACAAGAUCAACUGAAGCUGCUGGAUGUUUCAUCACACCUCUCAGCUGCUGGUCUCAGGAGAGUAACAGCUCUGACAGCAUCAAAGUAGUCAAUCCUAUCUUAAAGAAGGUGAUUACUGAGUCCUAUGCAGGAACCACCAUGACUACUGAUGCUCUCUGGCAAUUGUUUGACAUGGGUAAUGACUAAGAUAGUUUUUUUUAAUGCAUAUACAAUAUGAUACAAGAGCUUGUAUUUUACCUCAUUGUAUUGGAGUUAUUAAGUUUAAGAAUAAUGUUGGUUGAAGAGGAAGCAAUGCAUGCAAGACAGAACUCUUGACAAUCUGCUCUAGUUCAAAUUUAAUUUAAAGUGUUUGUGUCCAAUUUUGUAUUCGCGCAGUUGACUAGCAAGUAAAAAAAAACAAAAAACAACCUGU
This is a messenger RNA of Nerophis ophidion (straightnose pipefish), 1803 nucleotides long. RefSeq names its product interactor of HORMAD1 protein 1. The coding region runs from base 426 to 1577 and encodes 383 amino acids. NCBI's taxonomy places the organism in Eukaryota, Metazoa, Chordata, Actinopteri, Syngnathiformes, Syngnathidae. The record is from RefSeq and is a predicted model, not a curated record. Gene Ontology annotation, biological process: DNA recombination; meiotic DNA double-strand break formation; homologous chromosome pairing at meiosis. Gene Ontology annotation, cellular component: condensed nuclear chromosome. The transcript has 8 exons.